This is a messenger RNA of Salarias fasciatus (jewelled blenny), 5532 nucleotides long. RefSeq names its product SH3 domain-containing protein 19-like. The record is from RefSeq and is a predicted model, not a curated record. Gene Ontology annotation, cellular component: ESCRT-0 complex. The transcript has 16 exons. Lineage: Eukaryota; Metazoa; Chordata; Actinopteri; Blenniiformes; Blenniidae. Gene Ontology annotation, molecular function: protein binding. Gene Ontology annotation, biological process: protein transport to vacuole involved in ubiquitin-dependent protein catabolic process via the multivesicular body sorting pathway. Bases 389 to 3526 code for a protein of 1045 amino acids.
GAGGAGGAAGGGGGUAAACAGGGAAGCCAGCGGAGAGAAACCAGCUCUGCCUCCGAAGCUGCAGCGGCUCUGCCCGGGUGGUGAAGCCGUCCUGCGGGCCACCGGGCCGGGCUGAGGCGUCCGAGCGGGACCCGGUGGGAGACCCGGCGGCGGGGGGAAAGUUGACGGCGCUUCUUCUCAACUUGUCCCGAGUUUGGUGCAGCUCGCGGCGGCUGGUGGUAACGAGACACACCGGUUGAGGGAGAACGGGAAUUAACGAGCAGCGGCAGCGCGUCCAGAGCGGAUCGUUCCGCUGGGAAUUGAAGAUUCUUCCUCUGGGAAUAAAAGAGUAUUCCUCUGGGAAUUUAAACUCCGUCUGCGGGGAAUAAAAGACGAGGCACGCGCAGAAAUGGCCGAGGCGCGGACCGAGGAAGAAGAGGAAAACAUGAGGAGGGAGAGCCGGGAACAAGUGGUCCGACGGCAGCCCUGCACCUCCGGAGGUCGGCCCGACAGGCGUAAACCGGAACAUCGCCACAGCCAGGGCCCUCUGUCGUCCAUCAGGGCUGUCAUCAAGAGGACCUCCACCAGGACCACCUCCCUCUCCGAGACCUCCAGAGAGCGGGAGCGGGACCGAGACCGGGACCGGGAGCGAGACAGGAGGCGUCCGGAGAUCACCAUCCUGUCAGCGGAGCCGCUGGCCUCCGCCCCCUGGUUCCCCGGCGCCUCCGGAGGUUUCCCGCCGCCCCCUCCUCCUGCUGCACAGAUCUGGGGAUCCACGAUCCCCCCCGCCAUUCAGCCGCCUCCUUCCUAUGAGGAGGUGAUCAGGGAGAAGACUCAGGAGCAGGUCGUCCUCCCGUCUUCCUCGUCCUCCUCCUCAUUGUCUUCACUUCCCAUCUCGACAACAACCAUCGCCACGCAGACGGACACCGGAGCGGCGCCCGGACCGCCGGAGUCUCCAGGUGACGUUCGCCGACCCGUCAGACCGCCGCGGCCGCCUCUCCCCUCCCCUCCCAGGUCGUCCCUCGUGGACGACGUCGCCCCCAGCCAGUCGACGCUGCCCCUUCGCCCCGAGCCCGCCUCCGCGUUCGCGCCGUGCUGCGACCUCCUCGGCGACCUCUGCUCACCGUCGACCUCCGCCGACGUGGUGCCGUGUCCGCCGGCCGCUCCGGUUCUGCAAGAGCGCCCCAGGCCCCGCCCCCGCUCUAAGAUCGGCGUGCGGCCGAUCGGGAGCGAGGUCAAAGUUCAGACUCUGGUGAAGCUGCGAGAAGACGGCUUGGCCACUUUGGCCGCCGCCCAGGCCGCCCGCUCGGGAAGCGACGCCGCCGGCAGAGACUCGAGUCAGGGGACGUACCUCCAGGAGCUGCUGGACGCCUUCGGCGGGGACGACUGGGGCUUCCCCGACCGCCGCAGCGACAGCAGCGACCUCAGCCAAUCAGAAAGCGAGGAGGAGGAGGAGGAGGAAGACAUGGCGACUCUGAGAGCGAGGAUUCAAGCCUUCGAGCAGCAGGUGGCUGAUGGGAGCUCUGGGGUCACGGAAGGUCCGCCGAACCCUUCAGCCAAACCCGAACCUCGACCACGCCCCCGUCUCCAGGGGCAACCUUCCAAACCCGCCCCGCCCGUCGUCGCACCCAAACCCAAGAACUUCUCGUCUGGUCCCAAACCGUCCAGCAAGGUAUUCUGGGAAGACGCGGCGGCAACAGGAAGUCCUGUGGACCAUGCAGAACCCGACUCUGCAGGAGUCCCGCUGAAGACUGAGACCCCUCCAGCCUCAGAGCCCCCGCCCUGCCGGUCCUCCGCGAAGCCCCCGGUGACCCCCAAACCACAAACCACCCCGGAGGCGCCCGUCCCUGCACCCAGACCCCCGCCGCCCAAACUCGCCACACCCGUGAGCGACGGCCACCCCCCCUCCAACCCCCGGCCCCCUCCCAGACCGUCCGUCACCCCCAGGGCCAGCCCUGGCGCCUCACCCCAGGACAAGAGCGCCGCAAACGGAGGCGCCACCCCGGCCCUGCCCCCCAGACCCUCGCCGGAGGCCUGUAGCGCCGCCCAGACGGCGCCGACCCGGACAGGAAGCGAGGAGAGCCAGACUGGGAAAGCGGGAAGCAUCCGGCCCGACGUCCCGACCAAGCCGGCCGCGCUGAGCUCGCCGCGCAGAUCCAGCGCUCCAAAUAUUGCCCCCAAACCGACUGGAGUUUCAUCGACGCCUCCAGAAGAUUCUCACCAAGGCUCGGCCAAACCGCCAGGACCGGCCAGAACCCAGCCUUCAGCUCCGGCUCCAGCCUCCAGGAAAGGUCCUGUCGGUCCCACCAGAGCUGAAACCCCCCACGCAGAGAACCCCUCAGACCCCGGUGUCCCUGGACGCACAUCGAGUGUGAAGCUCCUUCCUCUCCGUCCUCCACCAAUCAAGUCCAACCCUGGGCGCCCGCCCCCUCCAGGGUCCAGCUCGGCCUCCUCAGCCAAUCAGAUCUCACCUUUGUCCAAAACAGUCGACGCCCCGCCCGUCACCCCGGCCUCGUCAUCUCCCUCACCUGCGACGGCCGAUCAGACGCAGACACAAAAAGCCCCGAAGCGAGGCCCCCCAUUGCCGCCCCGCCCCAAACCUGGACACCCGCUCUACAGCAGCUACGUGAAGCAGGAAGUGCUGAUAGUCCUGGACGACCCUAGCCCCGCCCCCUCAGAGCUCGCCCCAGUUGAAGAAAGCCCUCAGACCGCUGUCACCAACCCAUCAGAGUGCCUGCUGGACCUGGACACCCGACCGGAAGCCAUCAUUGAUCCGGACGGCCAGACGAAGGCGGCCUUGGAAGGCCUGUCGGACUCCCAGUCCAUCCUGCCUGUGCGGCCCGUUGAGCAGAAGGAACAGCCGGACCCUCCUCCUGUCAGCGGCCCCCGAUGCGUGGCGGCGUUCGACUACGAGGGGGAGGAGGAGGACGAGCUGACCUUCUCCCAGGGAGACGUCAUCGCUCUGCUGGAGCUGCUGGACGGCGACUGGGGGCGGGGCCGGAUCCACGGCAGGGAGGGAAUAUUCCCGCUCGGCUUCACGGAGGUGGUGGAGGCGCUCCCGCAGAGCCGGCCGGACCCGGCCAUGGAAAACACAGCUGCGCCCAAGUCCUCACCGGCCUCGGACUCCCAGUGCCAGGUCACUCCAGGAAGUGACGUGGCGCCGGCGGCGGCGGAGGAGGAGGAGGAGGAGGAAUGGGACGAGGCGCUGUUCGACUUCCCCGGUCAGACGGCGGAGGACCUGUCCUUCCAGAAGGGGGCGCUGAUCCGGGUGAUGGAGCACGUCGACGGCGAGUGGAGGAGGGGCAGAGUGGACGGGAAGGAGGGGCUUUACCCGGCGGCCUUCACCCAGCCCUCCCUGCGUCCGCCGCCGGCGGGUGGAGGAUCGGCCAGAGCCGUGUUCGACUUUACGGCUGAGAACCAAGACGAGCUGACUCUCAAGGUCGGCGAUAUCGUGACGCAGGUGGAGUCGGUGGACGAGCAGUGGAUCGUGGGAGUCGUGGCCGGGAAGCGAGGGAUCGUGCCUAAAAACUACAUUUCGCUCCUCUGAGGAGAGCAGCUCGGCGUGGGCUGAAGGAGAAAUGCUGGAUCCUCAUCGGGGGGCGGGGCUUUGACCCGGCGACGCCUCCAUCAGUCCAAACCGCUCAGACCCUUUCCAAUGACUGAUAACUGGAGGAACCUGAAAGACACGACAUGUGCUCGAUUUCCCUUCAUCUGCACUUUCCUCCUCUACUGAACUUUCUUUUUUUAAUUCUAUUGAAAUCUGUCUUUCGCAGAUCGGUUUCAGCCCUGAACCAAUGAAAACGGUCCAAACUAGCUCUGUAUUCACGAGUCAGAUCACUACGGCGGAGUUUUGUUGCUUGUUCUUUUAACCCUUCUGUUGUUUUUUUUGUUUUUUUAAGGAAUGAAACAACCUUCUUGUUAACCAUCAGAGUGCAAUUGAGUGAAGUGUUAUUUGUCUUUAUUUUACCAGAAAAUCUGCUGACUUUGGUCUAAAUUAAAGUUUGAAUCGUUUUCAUUUUCAGCUCGAAACAGAGGCGUCAAGACAGACAAAUCAAACCAGUUCUGCCUUAUUCUCAGUGGAUUCAAUGUUUUUUUUUUUCCACAACUUUUCACAAUGUUUCAAGAUAUUUUGAAGAUUUUUAGGAAUUCUCAUGGCCCGAGUCGGCCGCUGUAGAUUACUGAGUAAACGUGCCAGAGACCGCAAAGACUGAAAGGUGAGUUUAACUGAUUAAGAGACUGUUGAGGCAAAGCUUCUGGAGCGAACAUUUGAAGGAGGGAUGAACCACAGCUAUGUGUUCUAUUAGAGUGUGUGUGUGUGUGUUGAGCAUUAAAAUUGAGUGUUUCGUCAAGGAAGGAUCGAGUUUGUUCUGUCAGAACGCCACCAGAGACACGGCAUUGGGAUUUUCUGAGGGAUACUUUUGUCAGUACCAGCGAUGCUUGAAAUAUUUCACUGUGCCUUCAGAGCAGCUUCCAACACGUGGUGUUCCUCUGAACGGUACGCUGGACUGAGCUGUCUGGGCAUCACCGCUCAGUUGCUGUGCCUUACCCAACAAAGAGUAUGUGUUUGUCCUAGAACUUCUCGAUACCACAGUACCUGUUAUCGCUCAAUACUUCUGGAUUGGAUUACUCAACAAUACCUUUACGCCUCCCCACUCUACCUUUUACGUUUCUCUGCUCUACCUUGGCGUUUCCUCAGUCUAUCUUUGCAUUUCCUAACUCUACCUUUGCGUUUUUCCGCUUUACCUUUGCGUCUCCCCGCUCUACCUUUACAUUUCCUCGCUCUCCCUUUGUGUUUCCCCUUCUCUACCUUUGUUUCAUCUUGUCUUUUUCCAUUACCACUCUUCCUUUCAGUUAAUGGGCAGUACACCUGAGAGACCUAAGAAACUUUUAAAAUGCUCCACUUUUGACAUCAUUUUUGACCCCCUCAUAAAUAUGAUGCCACAACUUUCAAAAUAACUCAAAAGUAAUCGCCAUGAAAAUGUUGCUGUGACUUUUUUCACAUCUCUGAUAAUGGAAUUAGCAGCUGUUCAUGAAAUUAACUUACAUUUUGAAGAAAUUAAGCUUUUUGUUUUUAUUCUUCUUUUCCCUAAAAGUUAGAUUUGUUAUUGUUUUAACCACGUCCGUUCCGGAGUGGUCACAGUAAUUCCGGCAGUCCAGCCAAGAGAACCUCGCCAUCUGUUCAUUUCCUCAAAUCUGUGAUGUUAAUUGAACUGUAGUUUGCUUUUCUUUAAGGUGAUGAAGUCUAGAUGCAGUAUUAUAGCUCAUCUAUUCCAGGUCGUCUGCUUAUUUCAACGUUCUAUUAAGACACAUGAGAAGAUGGAAAUCUUGAUCAUAAGUGAAAAGUUAUUUGAGUAUCUGACAAACAUCGAUCAGCAUUCAGUGGUCUUUUAUUCCUACAUUUUUUGCACUUUAUAAUGUGUCUGGUUGUGCUGUCAUUUCAGGCGUCAGCAGGCGGCGCCACGACCGAUUCAGACUGUGACGCGUUGAGUGAAAAAAAAAAAAAAAAACACUUUGAACCCAUCCGACUGGUCUUUGUUCACUUUCAAGUCAGUA